CGUCUUCCAAAAUCAACCACAUUGACUUCUCUUUGUACAAGGGUCUGGUCACUCAUGGCCAUCCUCACUCUUUCUCUUCCUCUUAUCGUCUCUUUCCUUCGCCCUCACGCUUCUCCUCGCUUCUUCCUCCUCCCUCGCUCCCUUUCUCAUCCCCCUUUCCUCUCCCGCCGCCGAUUUCACCGCACUGCCGCCGUUUCCUCCGCCUCUGUUCAUCACCAGUCCUAUCGUAAUCCCAGCGAUGAUGAUUCCACCCGCGCGGUCUCUGUUCCUACAUUCCAACAGGCGAUUCAGCGCCUCCAGGAAUAUUGGGCUUCCGUCGGAUGCGCCGUUAUGCAACCUAGCAACACUGAGGUCGGAGCUGGCACCAUGAAUCCUUGUACCUUUUUGAGGGUUCUUGGUCCUGAACCUUGGAAUGUUGCCUAUGUUGAGCCAAGCAUACGUCCUGACGAUUCUCGCUAUGGAGAGAACCCCAAUAGGCUUCAAAGACACACUCAAUUUCAGGUCAUUUUGAAACCUGACCCUGGAAACUCUCAACAGCUCUUUAUCAACAGUCUCUCUGCUUUAGGUAUUGAUGUGGCUGCACACGAUAUACGGUUUGUAGAAGACAACUGGGAGAGCCCGGUGCUUGGUGCUUGGGGUCUGGGCUGGGAGAUUUGGAUGGAUGGUAUGGAAAUCACACAAUUUACUUACUUCCAGCAGGCUGGAAGUCUUCCGUUGUCUCCAGUAUCUGUUGAAAUAACUUAUGGGCUUGAGCGCAUCAUCAUGUUGCUUCAAGAAGUUGAUCAUUUCAAAAAGAUCUUAUAUGCUGAUGGUAUCACCUAUGGGGAGCUUUUCUUGGAAAACGAAAAGGAAAUGAGCUCAUAUUAUUUAGAGCAUGCUAGCGUGGAUCGCCUUCAAAAGCAUUUCGACUUUUUUGACGAAGAAGCACGUUCCUUGCUUGCCUUAGGACUUCCAAUCCCUGCGUAUGACCAGCUUCUGAAGACGUCUCACGCUUUUAACAUUUUAGACGCUAGAGGUUUCAUUGGCGUAACUGAACGUGCUCGUUAUUUUGGUCGAAUGCGCAGCUUGGCUCGCCAAUGUGCCCAACUGUGGUUGAAGACACGUGAGUCUCUUGGACAUCCUCUUGGUGUUGUCUCUGAACCAGUUCCUCCUAUUUGUCACAGAGAGGCUUUGGAAAAAGUGGCUAAAAAGGUACCUGAGGAUCCAAGAUCGUUUAUUAUUGAGAUAGGGACUGAAGAGAUGCCACCUCAAGAUGUUACCAACGCUAGUGAACAACUCCGGGUCUUAGUACUAGAAUUACUAGAGAGUCAACGAUUGGUGCAUGGUGCUGUGAAAGCCUUUGGCACACCCCGCAGGCUAGUGGUUUUAGUUGAUGCUAUGUCCUCUAAGCAGCUGGAAGAAGAGGUUGAAGUUCGAGGACCCCCUGCUUCCAAAGCUUUUGAUGAUGAAGGAAAGCCUACGAAGGCUGCAGAUGGUUUUAGCCGUAGAUAUGGCGUUCCAUUGGAAAAGUUGUACAGAAAAGUUUCUGGAAAGACAGAAUAUGUCCAUGCACUAGUUACAGAGCCAGCUCGACUUGCUUUGGAGGUUCUGUCAGAAGAUUUACCUGCUAUACUGGCUAAAAUAUCGUUCCCAAAGUCGAUGCGCUGGAACUCUUCAGUAAUGUUUAGCAGACCAAUUCGCUGGGUUAUGGCCUUACAUGGGGAUCUGGUUGUGCCGUUCUCCUUUGCUGGCAUCACUAGUGGAAAUGUAUCUUGUGGACUUCGCAAUACUGCUUCAGCAUCCCUAUUGGUACAGAAUGCAGAAUCCUAUGAAGAUACUAUGAGGAAUUCUGGAAUCAAUAUCGAGAUUGAGGAAAGGAAGAAAAUCAUUCUUGAGAAGUCAAAUGCACUAGCAAAGAGUGUAAUGUGCCUUGUUAUCCCACAUAAUUUACUUAAUGAGGUUGCAAAUCUCGUCGAAGCUCCUGUGCCCUUAAUUGGAAAGUUCAAGGAAUCAUUCUUAGAACUCCCAGAGGAGCUAUUAACUAUUGUAAUGCAAAAGCACCAGAAAUAUUUUUCCAUUAUCGAUGAGAAUGGACGGCUAUUGCCUUACUUUAUUGCUGUUGCCAAUGGUGCAAUAAAUGAGGAUGUAGUGAGGAAAGGAAAUGAAGCAGUUCUCAGGGCACGCUAUGAAGAUGCGAAGUUCUUUUAUGAGGUGGACACAAGGAAAAGGUUUUCUGAAUUCCGAGGUCAGCUACAGGGAAUUCUAUUCCACGAAAAGCUGGGGACGAUGCUAGAUAAGAUGAACCGUCUACAAAACAUGGUAACUAAGCUUUGUUUGUCCCUCGAAAUCGAUGAGGAUGUGCUUCCGGUUGUGGAGGAUGCUGCCUCACUUGCUAUGUCGGACCUUGCAACUGCUGUAGUUACAGAAUUUACUGCGCUGGCAGGAAUAAUGGCUCGUCAUUAUGCUCUCAGAGAUGGCUAUUCAGAGCAGAUAGCAGAAGCUUUGCUGGAAAUCACACUUCCUAAAUUUUCUGGAGAUGUCAUCCCAAAAACAGAUGCAGGAAUGGUUUUGGCAAUAGCUGAUAGAUUAGAUAGCCUUGUUGGUCUAUUUGCUGCUGGUUGCCAGCCAAGUUCAACAAAUGACCCAUUUGGCCUUAGAAGAAUAUCAUAUGGCUUAGUUCAGAUUUUGGUCGAGAAGGAUAAAGAUAUCAACUUCAAACAUGCCCUAGAACUUGCGGCCAGUGUACAACCUACAAAGGUCGAGGCAAACACUUUAGAAGAUGUGUAUCAAUUUGUUACUCGAAGACUGGAACAGCUACUGGUUGACAAUGGAGUAGGCCCUGAAGUAGUUAGGUCUGUCCUAGCAGAGCGUGGAAACAAUCCUUGUCUGGCAGCACGGACUGCAUACAAGAUGGAAAAGCUAAGCAGAGGUGAGUUAUUUCCGAAGAUAGUGGAAGCAUAUUCUCGUCCCACACGCAUUGUCCGCGGGAAAGACAUUGGUGUUGGAGUUGAGGUGGAUGAGAAUGCAUUUGAGACUACCCAAGAGAGAGCAUUGUGGAGCACUUACACCUCUAUCAAAGAUCAAAUUCACACUGACAUAGAAAUCGAGGAGUUCACUGAGAUAUCGAUGCAAUUGGUGGAGCCACUCGAGGAUUUCUUCAACAAUGUGUUUGUGAUGGUGGAAGACGAAAGAGUGAGGAAGAACAGACUCGCUCUGCUCAAUAACAUUGCCAGUCUUCCCACAGGAGUCAUUGACCUCUCAUUUUUGCCCGGAUUUUGAGCUUUUACUUGUUUCAUAAUCCCCACAGGAAUCAUUUUUUCUUUGUUUCAUAACCUUUAUAUCUUGUUUUGUGCUUUCAAUGUAAAACUUAUGCAAUUGAACUCUCAAUAAAAAAAAAUUCAAAAUUUUCUUGCCUUAUCA
Molecule: messenger RNA, 3399 nt
Organism: Capsella rubella
Lineage: Eukaryota; Viridiplantae; Streptophyta; Magnoliopsida; Brassicales; Brassicaceae
Product: glycine--tRNA ligase, chloroplastic/mitochondrial 2
Biological process (GO): glycyl-tRNA aminoacylation; arginyl-tRNA aminoacylation
Cellular component (GO): mitochondrion; chloroplast stroma; cytoplasm
Molecular function (GO): ATP binding; glycine-tRNA ligase activity; arginine-tRNA ligase activity
Source: RefSeq, a predicted model, not a curated record